Messenger RNA from Schistocerca gregaria, 1850 nucleotides. RefSeq names its product ankyrin repeat domain-containing protein 65-like. Gene Ontology annotation, cellular component: cytoplasm; nucleus. Bases 556 to 1740 code for a protein of 394 amino acids. The transcript has 4 exons. Gene Ontology annotation, biological process: proteasome-mediated ubiquitin-dependent protein catabolic process; regulation of proteolysis. Lineage: Eukaryota; Metazoa; Arthropoda; Insecta; Orthoptera; Acrididae. Gene Ontology annotation, molecular function: ubiquitin protein ligase binding. The record is from RefSeq and is a predicted model, not a curated record.
AUUUGUGGGACGAUGACGAAUUGUGUUCAUUAAUAUCAAUGGCGGCAUUAGACCUCUGUGCUGAGAUAACUUGUACUGGAUUUAGAAUACCACAGGAUUCUUUUCAUGCCUUUCAUUAAAGGAAACAUGCAUUUCAAGCCUAAAUCUUUUAUCAGAAUUAUCAAAAUUGCCUAAUAAAAAGUGUGUACGAUAUGAAAUGUAAUACUCAUGUCUUCCGAGGCGCUAAAACAACAGCAUUAUUACAUCUUUUAAACCAUUUAUAACAGCUCUUAAUUUGACAUUCUUUAAUGUUAAUAUUGUGAUUGUAAUAUUAAUCAGUUUUUACCAGUGAGUUAUUGCUGUUUGAAUAAUUUUGUAACAUACCGGGAACUUUGAUAUGUAAUGGUUGGCAACGGUCCUCUGGCGGGCUGACACAAAGGGUUAGCCGAUACGCGAUUCCGUUUUGUAAAUUUUCUUGCGGGUGUUGCUUAUUGGUUUCUAGUCUUUUUACGCUGUGUUUGUUACUUGGCUUAAGUAUUAAAAGCUUCCAACAUACUACUGCUUUGUUUCUGUACGAUGUGUGGGCCACAUGGACAUAUUCCAAAAGAUCUGAAACUGGAUUCUCCGCUCCCCCCAGAUAACGGAGAGAUAGUAAUGGCUGUAACAAGCACACAGGACCACAGUAUCGUAACUGACCUGCACACACUGCUGGAAUCGGGUGAGGGUGCGGACGUGAAGCUGGUGGUCGGUGACUCUGAGCUGAUGGCCCACAGUCCCAUACUGACAGCGAGGAGCCCAGUUUUUGCUGCCAUGUUGCGAAAUAACAUGAAAGAAGCCCGCAGCCGCCAAAUUGAGAUAACAGACUUGCAGGAAGAUGUGCUAAAACAGCUACUGUGUUUCAUGUACACCGAUACAGCUCCACAGCUAGCGACCAUGCUGGGCGAAAUGAUAGCUGCCGCCGAUAAAUAUGAUCUGCCGUUGCUAAAAGAAAAGUGCGAGGAACAGAUAGCGCAGGGCCUGAGUGUCGAGAAUGCUGCUGCCGCCGCACUCCUCGCUGUGCUGCACUCCUGUCCGAGGCUCGAGAGAGCAGCCGUGGCCUUCAUAGCGACCCACCCCGAGGUGAUGACCUCUGCCGGCUGGAUAAAUGUCUUGCGGGGCAAUGCGGAGGCUGCAGCUCAAAUAUGUAGUCUGGUGGCGGCAGCGACGCCAAGAACCAGAACGUCGUCUGUGGAGCAGACACAGGACUUGGCUGAGAAGAUGAUAGCGGCAGCUAAAGCUGCCCGAGUGGACGAGUUGCAGAGGUUGCUGGGAGUGGGGGCACCAGUCGACGCAAGGGACAACAAUGGGUACACCAUCUUGCACCUGGCAGUGAUGAAUGCAGGUGCAGAAUCGGCUAGACGUGGCAGAGCGAACACCUACGCGCAAGUGGCAGCGUACACCGGUGCAGAAACUGUGAAGUGUCUUCUGGACGCGGGAGCACCUGCCAAUGUGAAGGACAAGAGUCUGCAGACACCUCUGCAUGCAGCUGCGUAUCGGGGUGACGUGAAGAUCAUGUGGACACUGUUGACGGCAUCGGCAAAGGCAGAUGUUAAGGAUCGUUGGGGAAAGACACCGCUCCACUGGGCUGCUGCCACAGACAAUGUAGAAGCAGUGAGGGCACUGCUUCUGGCUGGAGCAAACAAGGAUAUAAGGGAUCACAAAGGUCUCCUACCUGUAGACGUAGCAACUGCAUUCACUAGAGAACUAUUCAGUAUUUACUAAACAUUACAUAAAUGUUGUUCUACUUCCAUAUCUCUUAAAUAUUAAGAUGGAUAUGUAAUUAAUUUCUGUUGUAUCACAGAAAAUGAAAUAAAGUAUUUUCAGAAUUUCUA